Cryptomeria japonica (Japanese cedar) is the source of this 4602-nucleotide messenger RNA. RefSeq lists its product as uncharacterized. The transcript is spliced from 11 exons. Gene Ontology annotation, cellular component: nuclear pore. Lineage: Eukaryota; Viridiplantae; Streptophyta; Pinopsida; Cupressales; Cupressaceae. The record is from RefSeq and is a predicted model, not a curated record. Bases 601 to 4332 code for a protein of 1243 amino acids.
UAGAGCUACAUUCGGUGAUUGUUCGUUUGGCUUUUGUUUCUUGCUGCCGUAUUUAGAUGCCUUUUUUGAAACAUGGCUUGAGUACGAAAUAAUUUGACCGCUGAAGAGCACAUUGUGGUUGACAUAUUUACUUGCAGAGUCCGUGGCUUAUAUCUCUCUUACGCUACGAAAAGAAUUGUAUUCUGUAAGAUUUGUGGAGGAUUUUCGUUCAGAAGAAAUUUGUGCUGUGCGCUUUGGGGAAUUGAACCCGAGAUUUCGUUUCUGGUUCAAUGCUGGAGCUUGCUCCUGUAAGCCGGCAUUUUGCCUUCUCGUUUUUGAGACUUGCUUCUGAGCCUUCACAUUUCAUUCGAGCUCGUGGAAUGACAUGGUGCAUAUUAUCCCGCAGCUCGGCGAUGGAAUCGGUGCAUUCAUUUGGCACUUGAGCUCAUCCAAAUUUACGCGAGAGCUGUGAAAGUGACCGAUUCUGGCAUAAUUAAAUAGAAGGCAGCUUUGAAAUUACUGAGAUGCAAUUGGGGCUUGAGAAGAGGACACAGUUUCUGUGCAAGCUGACUCUUUCAUCACCUAAUUGCAUACAAACAUAGUCAAAGACUUUAUCUAGCAAUGGUUCUUGGAAUUAGAUCAAAAAGCAAGAGAGAAUCCUCUCUCCAUGUCAAUUUUGCAAUCCAUUUGCAGGAGAUCAAGCCCUGGCCACCAUCCCAAUCCUUGAAAGCCCAAACACCAGUAAUAUUGCACUGGGAAAGGGGUGAUAGACACGCUGGAAGUACAAGAAGGGUUGUACCUCAAGUAGGGCCAGGCAUUGGCAAUGGUAAAAUAGUGUUUAAUGAAUCCUUUUUACUCCCUGCUACUCUAUUUAGAGAGUCCAGUGAUAAAGGUAGGAAUUUACCAGAUGGUGAGAAAUAUCAGAAAAAGUGUUUAGACUUGAACUUAUAUGAGAGUAAAACUGAAAGAACUGUAAAAGGGCAACUUUUGGGAAGUGCUGUUGUAGAUCUAGCCCAAUAUGGCAUUCUUAAAAGCUCUACUACUAUUAGUGUUACUCUCAAAUUAAAGAGAAGCUACAGAAAUGCAGUUCAGCCAUUAUUGUUCUUGAGCAUUGGUCCAUAUGACAGGAAUAGUUCAACUGAUGUCCUUGACACUGAGAGAGUACAGGCAUGUGUAAGUUCUAGUACUUCCCCAAGGCAUUCGCAUUCAAGUAGGACUUCCUUGGGCAAAAAUAGUAGGGAUGAAACAUUAAUGAGUGAUGAUGGUGCAGAGGAGGCAGAAAUUGCGUCCUUCACUGAUGAUGAUGAACCUUCUUCUUUUCAUUCUUUAUCACCCGAUUCUAUGUCUGCAUCAGAAGCAAAACUAAAUUCACCUUCCACAAAAUUGGAGCAUAGUUUGCAAGUUCAACAAGUGGAGGAAGAGCCUGGAGGUGUUGAUAUCAAUUCUGAAAGGGUUCAGAAGGCUUCAGUUUCAUCUCUAGAAGCAUUUCCAGCUAAAACACCAUUAUCAUCAUCCUCAUCCAAGGGAGCUCUUUCUCGAGAUGGUACUACCUUGUAUGCAUCCUCUUCAGAUGUUUCUUCUGGUCCUGGUAGCCCUGAAAAUGAAGACACUAUAAUUCUUGGUUCUUCUGGAACUAGAUCACAACAAUUAUUUACCGAGAGUCGUGUUUUUUCCCAAAUAAAUUUUUCGUUUUCCCCAUAUAAUGAGCACAAAGGUGAAGAGCAGACUGUUGCUAAGAUUGCAGAUGGAAAUAAAGUACCACCUGAUUUGAAUGAAGAGAUUAAUAAUGUUGUAGGAGGUGGUGGAAAUGGUGAAUAUGGAGAUUUAGGAAAUUAUAGAACAGAAGAACCAGAUGUAAAUGCAACACAUGAUGCAAAAGAGGGCUUGGAUGGAAAAAUUGAGAAGGAAGCCACAAAAGCCAAUGUUAAGACUAUAAUCAAUGCCUUUGACGUUGCAGCAGAUGAAAAACUUCCAGAGGUGAAGAAGGCAGAGAAGAAUAAGGGAGGAAAAGAUAGUAGAGAAAGCACCGGAGGAAGUUAUUUAGUAGGAGACCUAGUAUCAGAUCAAAGGCAAUCAGAGACAACAAAAUCUAAUGUGAAUGAUGGAAAAAGUGCAUAUGAAGCAAAUGUUUUUGGUUCAAGAAUAAUGACCCUUGCAGAGGAGGUGGAUAUGCAAACACCAGUACCGGAAUCUAUGGUAGAAGAAGAAGCACCAAAGCAAUUGCCAGGAGGGGUUCAAGCAGUGGAAAUCUCACUGGAUAAUAUUGCACAGCAAACAAAGGCUGAACAAAAAGAAGGAAGCUACCAGUCGGUGGAUAUUUGGACUCGGUUGGCAAAGCCAACCAUGGAUAAACCAGUUAAACAGACAUCUAAAUCAUCUCGAGAUACUUCCAAAAAGACCCCCAAAGCUGGUGCAGAGGUGAGAAAUGGAGGCAAAAAUGGUUCUGGAGUACGGGUAAAGUCUAUACAAGAUAGCAAACCCAAGAAUUUGAAGGUUUCUACCAAGUCAAUUUCUGACACAGAAGACAUAAAUCCUGCAGUGGAACUUGAUGAUAAAUUUAUAGAAGAAGUAAAGGAAAUUAAUGUUUCUGAAAUUGCAUCUGGUAAUAAUGGAAAUGGUGCAAUGGAGGAAAAUGAUGUAAAAUCUGAUGAAAGAUUUUCCAAAGAAAACAUGAAAAUUAUAUUUGCAGAGGCAAGGGCUGCUGUUGCAGAUGAGAAGGUCAAGCAAAUGGAGUCAGAAAUUGAAAAGCUAGAGGGUGAAUUGAGAGAAGCUGCUGCUAUCGAGGCUGCUGUGUAUUCUGUAAUUGCAGAACAUGGGGGUUCAUCUCAUAAGGUUCAUUCUCCUGCUCGACGUCUGGCAAGGCUUUAUAUUCAUGCAUGCAAGCAUUGGAGUCAAGACAGAAGAGCAGGUGCUGCAAGAAAUACAGCCUCUGGGCUUAUCUUGGUUGCAAAAGCCUGUGGGAAUGAUGUUCCAAGAUUAACCUUCUGGUGGUCAAAUACGGUUGUUUUGCGGGAGAUAGUCUCCCAGUCUUUUGACAGCUCCCAAUUAUCGUCCCCGGUUUCAUAUUCCAAUGGGUCAAAUGGAGUGAGGAAAAACCAGAGAGUGUCCUUUUCUCAGAACUCCAGGAAAAGUCUUACUAAACAAGAAAGAGAAAAGCUUAGUCCAAAAAAGAAGUUAAAUGACUGGGGAGAAACACAAACCUUUAUAACUGCAUUAGAAGAAAUUGAAUCAUGGAUAUAUGGAAGAGUCAUUGAAUCUGUUUGGUGGCAGACCUUGACUCCUUAUAUGCAAUGUCCAACUGACGUGACAUUUAAGGAAAAUAGGAGGUUAAACUCAAGAAACAGCUUUGAAAAGUUACUUGGCCCUGAGCUUGGUGAUCGUCAGCAGGGAAAAUAUUCCAUAGAUCUUUGGAAGAAGGCUUUUUUGGAUGCCUUUCAGAGGCUUUGUCCUGUUCGAGCAGGAGGCCAUGAGUGUGGGUGCUUAAUUGUCCUAUCAAAAAUGGUUUUGGAACAGUGUGUAGCUAGACUAGAUGUGGCCAUGUUCAAUGCUAUACUACGUGAAUCAGAAGGAGACAUGCCGACUGACCCCAUAUCAGAUCCGAUAACUGAUCCUAGUGUUCUUCCCAUACCUGCUGGCAAUCUGUGCUUUGGUUCCGGAGCACAGCUAAAAAAUGCGGUAGGUAACUGGUCUAGGUUGUUGACAGACCUGGUUGGAAUUGAUGCAGAGGACACGACUCAAGAAGAUGCUGACCCUCAGGAGGGUAAUCUUGAGGAUGUAGAAGCAUUGUUAAGUUCUUUCCCUCUUCUAAAUGCAGCCAGUGACUUGCUGAUGCUUCCAAAGGAUAUGCUCAUGGAUAAGUCCAUUAGAAAAGAGGUUUGUCCUGUACUCAGUUUACCUCUGCUAAAGCGCAUUCUUUGCAACUUUAUCCCUGACGAGUUCUGUCCUGACCCUGUACCAUUACAACUGAUGGAAACACUAAAUGCUGAGAUACCUUUGGAGCGGCGUUUGCAGAGUGAGGAAGAUUCAGUUUCUAUUUCUCUAGUUUCUGCUCCUUUCAUUAAGUACUCUCCACCACCAGCAUCAUCAGUCAGAGAGAAGAUCGGAGGUGCAAAUGAUAUCUGCCUUGGAAGAAGUGCAUCUGUUGUUUUGAGGAAGGGUCAUACCAGUGAUGAUGAACUAGAUGAAUUAGAGUCACCGCUUUCCCUGUUAGUAGAAACAGUGCCUGCCAUCACUCCUCAAAUGAACAAAGUGCACAGUAAUGGAAAUUCUGGAGGAAAUGUGAAGCAGGCCACCAUCAAGACAGGGGUAAACAGACGCUAUCAACUGCUUCGAGAGGCAUGGACUGAGAAAUGAUGAAAGGGAUAUUGGAUAACAAGUUUUAGCUUUUCUAAUAUUUUUUGGCCUGAAUGUAUAGUUUGAGGGUAAUUUUGAAAUGCCUUUCCAGAUGCAUGAUCUCCGCUUGGAUUUAGUUAUCAUUCUUUAAUAUGAAGAUGCGGAUUUUAUUGUAGAUAUAUAUAUGUAACAUCAUAAAUCUAGGACAGAUAAGAAUUAGGUUCAGGAUCAAAGAGGAAUUGAAAAAUGUUACAAUAAUUCGAAUGAACAUUAAUUCUCAAUUCUACUUCA